AUGCGCAUCGAGGACGUGCACACUUUUCGGAAGAGACAACAGGAGGAAGUUGCAACCUCUAAUGGAGAAAGGAAGGAUGAGAAGAAAUCGAUUGGUGGAGGAGAUAAAGGGGACGAGUCUAGGCCCAAGGACCUCUCCUGGGAGUCUAAGUUUAACCAGUACACCCCUUUGAAUGCGUUAAGGGAAAGAAUCGGGGUUUUCAUUUUGGCAUGGGAGAGGGAGCGGGAGAGCAGCAGGGGGAAGGGAGCCCUUCCUUCCUUCCGUUUCCAGCCAACCAAAGAGCACCGUGGAAGUUGCACCAAAUUCAGAAGAGCUGAAAGGAGGAUCGGAGGUUGGGUCGCGGUGGAUGGUUCAGUGGCGCGGUGGCCGGUUUGGCGGAGAUGGAGCAAAAAGGGGGUGGUUAUGGUGAUGGAAGAAGCUGGAAGAGGUGAAGGUGCUAGUCCGGGAUAUGGGGUUGCGGGUGCUGGACAUAGUGCUUGGAGAAAACCAGAUGUUGUCGCGGAGUUUCCCUUGGAGCAAGAGCUGGAAGUUGCUGAUGUUGCGGAGUAGUCUUCUUAGAGUUUCUUGAUUGAACACUUGUAGUGUUUAAUCCUUUCAACUGUUCAAGUAUAUAAUUUUUCAGUUUCUGUUGUUCCUGAAUGACUG
Messenger RNA from Vigna angularis (adzuki bean), 645 nucleotides. RefSeq lists its product as uncharacterized. The transcript has 3 exons. NCBI's taxonomy places the organism in Eukaryota, Viridiplantae, Streptophyta, Magnoliopsida, Fabales, Fabaceae. The coding region runs from base 1 to 549 and encodes 182 amino acids. The record is from RefSeq and is a predicted model, not a curated record.